Molecule: messenger RNA, 2745 nt
Organism: Colletotrichum chrysophilum
Lineage: Eukaryota; Fungi; Ascomycota; Sordariomycetes; Glomerellales; Glomerellaceae
Exons: 2
Coding region: 1-2745 (914 amino acids)
Source: RefSeq, a predicted model, not a curated record
AUGCAGCUAUCCCACGGCACGUUGGUGCACGACGGCAGAUCUCUCGACGGCCAAGAAUAUCAACGCGGGGAUUCUGUGGCGAUCAUUGACAACGGAUCGAACGAAGACCUGAAGGACUCUGUCCACGUUCUCAACCUGCGAAACAACCAGUACAUGCUUGUGCUUCUCAAGUCUGUCUGCUGGGUUCCCACACAUACCGAACAGCGAUCCGGCGCCACCUUCCUGAUCACCAUGUACGGUCCUAGCUUGGACUUCAGGCAGCCGGGGGACGCCCAACGCCGCUUGGGUAACCGCGGAAUUGUGAGCCUUCUUGGUUCUUCUGUGUAUGUCGCACGCGAGAUCAUCUUUGAGGGCAAUCCUUCACGAGCUGUCCUCGACACUACCGACAGAGUCUCAACAUUUACGGUCCAGUGGGAUGCUUUGUCAGUCGAUGCGAUACAGCAGCCCGCGUUGACGCCUUCUUCGUCUUGCGCGUCCUCGAGGAGUCCUUCCGAGUCUGGCGAUGACGUUCCUGUCAUGCACUUUUACCGCCAUCAAGGCCGGCGAGAUUCUGCCAUCGAGAUUCGCGACCCCGAAUCACCCGUUUACAAGUCUACUGCUACACAUAAGACGUCACCAAAGCCGCUGUUUACCCGUUCUGCUUUCUUUGCCACAAAGCAGAACACUCGUAUAUCGACAGACGCCCCAACACAUCGCCAACCAUGCGGCAGUGCUUCUUGGUCAGAUCUGGGGUCAGACGAUGAGCCUGCAUUCGAUGUUGACGGCAGUUUCAACCUUGAUGCUGGCUGUCCUGCCACGCUCGACUUUUGCAGUGAAGGGUUCCAGCUGAACGGAAUGAACACAGAAGGUGAUCUGCAAGUCAACUUUGUGUUCAUGCAACAGAACGAGGGCGACAACUACGUUGGUACACACCCAGAACAGCAGCGCCCAGAUAACACCACGCAAAAUCACAUGUGGGCUGCUCCAGGGAUGCAGGCAGGUCAGGACCAAGCCUGGAACACUUUGCAGAUGCCGCAGCAGCAGUUGGCAGAUGUGCGACAACCGCAUAUGCCUGCACCACAGCGUCAGCAACAGCUCCCACCGAGGCAAGAAGUGCACUCGGAAUACUACGAUCAGUAUCGGGUGAUGGAAGACCCCAACAGGGCUCACGGUCAGAACAUGGGACAGCACGAGCAUUUGGAGACGCCUACUAUGCACGGGCAACGCGCAGAAUAUGCCCAGCCACAGCAACUGCCUCAAGCCGCUGCUCCUCAUCCUGGCCAGGGUUUCCAGAUGCAGUCCCGUUACGCAGAGCAAACCAACAGGCUCCCCGUUCCUGCUCCCGCUCCAGUUCCGUUUUCUAUGCCACAAGAGGUCCACGUCAUUCAGAGCAACCGCCAUGAGCCUCGCCCUCCCUACGCAUUGCCCUCCAACUACAGCCCGGUUCAUGAAGGCAGCUUGCCGUCAACCUCGCACAGUCAGCAACCCAGGCGUAGUCCGCUCCCUGACGAAUCACGUUCAUCGAGCGCUCGCGGAACUCCCGUCAUCCGUCGAGCAAAGCCUCAACCCGCACAAACGUUUACACCCACUGCCAUGGUCAACUCGUUCCGUCAAAGCACGCAAAAUCACCUUGCUGCUCUUGAGAGACACUGUGAGCAGCUUCAGCAAGUCAAUGAUGACCACGCUCGCAACGCCCACGAGACCCUCCAGGCCGCGCGUCGUGCCGCUGAAGAAUCUUCCCAGACGCUCGGCCUUCUCCAGCCGAUCUCUGGCAUUCCGUUCCAGGGCACAGAAAGGAGGUUGCAGGCUCUGUCUGACCAGAUUGCCGCAGCCAUGCAAAACCUUCUGCCCGAAGCCUCUGAGCCCCCCGCCACUCCUGAAGAGGGCAUCAAGCAGUUGAACCAGAAGGUUCAGGCCCUCAAAGAGUUUAUCGAAUACGUGGAAGGGGUUCAUCCUGAGGUAGUCAAGCGCGCGCAGGCCUCCGCGGAGGCCAACUCCAAGACUGGUGAUAAAUCUCGUCUGGAGAACAAGAAUGCGCCCGUCGCCGCAGCCGGCCGUAUUCCAUCCGCCCCCGCCUCUGUUUCUUCUCAGAUGGGCGCCAGCGAUGACGAUUCGUGUCGCUGGGUCGAUGGACAGGCUACGCCACCUCCCGACCGCUCUUCGGCUUUGGCUCAGAACCGAGACCAUUCGCGCCUCUUCCGCGACAUGGCCAAUGGUCACAGUCGAGUUCGCCAAGAGAACCGCGUUGCCACCUCAGACUUCUAUCCAAGUGCAGCCUACAGCCGCCCUUCAUCUCACAUGAACUCACCGGUUACUAGCCACCCUGCUCCGGCUGAGGCUCCUCACGGUUUCUUCCAACAGCCCCUGCCCACCCCAGUUCAGCAAUCAAUCCCUCUGUCAGACUACGCAAUGCAGUCUCGACCGAUCCCAACUUACACUCCGCCUACCUCUGCAGAGAUGAUGCGCCCCAUGCAGGCCAUCUCUGGCAUGCCUCCCCAGCACUACACCACCCAGCAGGAGAACCCUUUCUGCCUGCGGCCCGCGCAGCAAGACUGCAUGUACCCUACGAGCGCAGCCGAAAUCUCUCAGGCGGGGUAUGCUCCCCGUUCUCCGGUCUAUCCGCCCAACAGCGCUGGGCCCCAGCCGGGAUACUACCCUGACGUGAGGUCCGGUCUUCCGGAAAGGCGUACCAUGCGCCAGGAACGCCCGGCUCCGUACCCCUUGAACUACAGAGGAGACCAGAGGCGACGCAGGGGAAGUCAGUAA